GGUGACACAAUAAAGAAACUUCUAAGCUGCUUUUAGCACCCUCUCCCUCUCACUACAGAAUACCCCUAGCGGAAACAUUACGGACGAUGUCGUCACCGUCUCCGGGAGUUUCUCCGGUCCCCUUCAACUCCACCCCUUCGCCGCCAGUAUCUAACCUCACAUCUCCGCCUCCUCCUGACACGACCAACCAAACUGCUUCUCAGGCACCUCCACCGACGAGCUCGAAUGGUACUCUAACGCCACCGUCAUAUCCAAGUGGAUCUCAUGGACCGGCAGGGCCGUCGCAGGGCCGUCCCCGCCGGUACUGUCGGCGUUGAUAGUAGGAGUAGUGUUAGGUGUGCUGGCUGGUGUGGGUAUUUCUGUUUGUGUGUACCGGAGGAAGAAACGGAAGGAAGCGCAGAGAUUGUUGCUCGCUGGCCAACCCUUGCAAGUAGCUAGCAAAGAACAAUACCGCUCCCCCUUCGGACAAUAAAAUGAUGAUGUGGCCGAAGCUCACUCAUCCGCAAGGAACUCCUCCGAGUAACCAACUGCCACCAAUGCCUGGUAUUUUUGCUGAACAUCCUUCGACAAGCAGUAGCAUGGGCUCUGAUAAGCAAUUUCCACCACCAACUCCUGGAAUUGCUCUUGGAUAUUCACAGAGCACUUUUACUUAUGAAGAACUAGCCAUGGCCACUGAUAAUUUCUCCGAAGCCAACCUUCUUGGUCAGGGUGGUUUUGGCUAUGUUCACAAGGGAAUCCUUGCUAAUGGUACGGUGGUUGCAAUUAAGCAGCUUAAAUCUGGGAGUGGACAGGGUGAGCGUGAAUUUCGGGCCGAGAUUGAGAUUAUUAGCCGUGUCCAUCAUCGACAUCUUGUUUCAUUAUUUGGUUACUGCAUCACUGGAGCACAAAGAAUGCUUGUCUAUGAGUUUGUACCCAACUACACCUUGGAAUUUCAUUUACAUGAGAAUGGGAGACCAACCAUGAACUGGUCAACAACAAUGAAGAUUGCAGUUGGCGCUGCAAAAGGAUUGGCAUAUCUGCAUGAAGACUGCCAGCCUAAAAUCAUACAUCGGGAUAUCAAGGCUUCUAAUAUUCUUAUUGAUCAUAGCUUUGAAGCAAAGGUUGCUGAUUUUGGACUUGCCAAACAUUCUUUAGAUACAGAAACUCAUGUCUCAACCCGAGUGAUGGGAACUUUUGGUUAUAUGGCACCAGAGUAUGCCUCCUCUGGGAAGCUUACAGCGAAGUCAGAUGUCUAUUCCUUUGGUGUUGUGCUUCUAGAGUUGAUUAGUGGGCGUCGGCCUGUUGAUAGAACUCAAUCCUUUAUUGAUGAUAGCAUAGUUGAUUGGGCAAGGCCUUUGCUCAAACAAGCUCUAGAAGAUGGCAACUUUGAUGCUGUUGUUGACCCAAAACUGCAGGACUAUGAUUCUAAUGAAAUGAUCCAAAUGAUUUGUUGUGCUGCAGCUUGUGUACGUCAUCUGGGACGGUUUCGGCCGCGAAUGAGCCAGAUAGUUCGAGCUCUGGAAGGAAAUAUGCCUCUUGGUGAAUUGAAUGAGGGGAUCACUCCUGGGCUUAGCAUGGUAUACAGUUCUGCAAGCUCAGAUUAUACCAUUCGCCAAUAUGAGGAGGACCUGAAGAAAUUCAGAAAGUUAGCACUAGAAAGUCCUGAGCAUGAUAGCAGAGCGAACCCACUAGCAAGUACAAGCAGCCAAGAGUGCACUGAACCCACAAGCGAGUCUGGUCGGAAUCCAUUCCGCUCAAGCACAGAAGGCCAACAAACUAAACCAGAGAUGGAUUCACAAAGGAAGGAGGAAAACAUCAAAGAUACCUAGGAAAGGUCUUAAACAGCUGCCUACAUCACAUUCCUUGGUUUGUCAAAAGUCAUGCCUACUCUGGACAAACCACAAUUUUGUCGCCAAAAUGAGGUUGAUGUAUGAGGUAGAUAUAGGCUACAAAGGUUCAAAUUUCACGCGCACAGUUGAACUUAAAUGCCAUGGUUUAACUGCAUUGGCCUCGUGGGUUCAUUUUUCUGGACAAUAAUUAGGAUAGGUGAAACCACCACCGUUACUAUUCUUUAGAUUUGAUUACUCCCUUUAACUACUUGCUUGUAUAUUCAUGGAGCAUGUGGAAUUUUGUUGGAUGCCAUCCAGCCAGCUCCUUUUAUGGCCAGGAGAUAGCAGAUUAAUUAAAUUAAAUUAA
Populus euphratica (Euphrates poplar) is the source of this 2175-nucleotide messenger RNA. RefSeq names its product proline-rich receptor-like protein kinase PERK1. The coding region runs from base 474 to 1808 and encodes 444 amino acids. Gene Ontology annotation, molecular function: ATP binding; protein kinase activity. The transcript is spliced from 8 exons. Gene Ontology annotation, biological process: protein phosphorylation. The record is from RefSeq and is a predicted model, not a curated record. NCBI's taxonomy places the organism in Eukaryota, Viridiplantae, Streptophyta, Magnoliopsida, Malpighiales, Salicaceae.